AUGAAGUAUAUUUAAAAAUUGAAUCCAGUAAGAAUUCAAUGUUCUCAUUGUAAAAUCAUUAUCCUAAUUAAUAUAUUAAAUUAGAAAAAAGGAAAUAACAAAAAUAGUUUAAAAAGGAUUUUAGGAACCUUAAGUUAAAAAUGGAUUGAGAAUAAUAUUAAUAUGAUAGAUUGUUCUAUGAUAAAAAAAUGUUUCAAACUACUUGAUGCAUUAUCAUAUGAAAUAGUCCAUAUUUAACAAGUCAUAAAUUUAAUUAAAAAAAGUUCGUAGGAAAUGAAAAUAAUGUAUCUUUAUGUAUAUUUAAUACUUUUGAGUGAGAUUAUUGAAAAACAUUUAUUUUUCUUUUUUUUUCUCUAGAAAAUAAUUCUGAUAUCUUUUGAAUUGAUGAUGCCAAAUCAACGCUCUCUAUUGGGUAAAAUAUGAU
Molecule: messenger RNA, 424 nt
Organism: Paramecium sonneborni
Lineage: Eukaryota; Ciliophora; Oligohymenophorea; Peniculida; Parameciidae
Source: the annotation of a GenBank genome assembly